AUGGCUUUCCUCCGGAGGCUUUUCCGCUUGGGUCCGGAGAAGAAGAAGCCGAGGCGGUGCGAGCAUGUCAAGCGGGACGUCGACCCCGAGGAGGCCUGGCUGGUGCUGGGCGAGCUGGGCGACGGGGCCUUCGGCAAGGUCUUCAAGGCACAAAACAAGGCAACGGGGGCGCUGGCGGCGGCGAAGGUGAUCGAGACACCGAGCGAGGAGGAGCUGGAGGAUUACGUGGUGGAGAUCGAGAUCCUGGCGGGCUGCGACCACCCCAACAUCACCAAGCUCCUGGACGCGCUCUACUGGGACGGGCGGCUCUGGAUCUUGGUGGAGUUUUGUCCCGGCGGGGCCGUGGAUGCAGCGAUUUUGGAGCUGGAGAAGGGCCUGACGGAGGAGCAGAUCCGAGCGGCGUGCAAGCAGCUGCUGCUGGCGCUGCAGUACCUGCACGGCUGCAAGAUCAUCCACCGCGACGUGAAGGCCGGCAACGUCCUACUCACCCUCGAUGGGGACAUCAAGCUGGCCGAUUUCGGCGUCUCUGCGAAAAACUCCAGCACCAUCCAGCGCCGGGCAUCCUUCAUCGGCACCCCAUACUGGAUGGCCCCGGAGGUGGUGCAGUGUGAGACGUCCAAGGAGAACCCCUACGGCUACAAGGCCGACAUCUGGUCCCUGGGCAUCACGCUGAUCGAGAUGGCCGAGAUGGAGCCCCCCCACCACGAGCUGAACCCCCUGCGGGUGCUGCUGAAGAUCGCCAAGUCCCAGCCGCCCACCCUGCGUCACCCCAAGAGGUGGUCCGAAGACUUUAAGGACUUCCUGAGGAAAUCCUUGGAGAAGAGCCCCGAGGCGCGCUGGUCAGCCACGCAGCUGCUGCAGCACCCCUUCGUGGCGGGCGUCUCCGACAAGCGGCCGCUGCGGGAGCUGGUGGCCGAGGCCCGGGCAGACGUGCUGGAGGAAGAGGAUGAGGAGGAAGCUCCGGUCCCCUCGCCUGUCCAGGAGCAUGGAGGCUCCUCCUGCCCCCCAUCCCCGAGGGGGCCCCUUGAGCAUCAGCCCCCAGCCCCAGCGGGGGGGCUCGGCGAGGAGCCCCCCAUCCGGACGGAGGUAGUGCCCAGGAGCAAGACAGCCUCCGGUGACUUGAAGCCAGUGAGGAGGAAAUCCUCGCCCAUGCCCACGGGCUCCCUGAGGCUCCCCUCGAGGAAGCCGUCCGAAUUCCUCAAGCUGAUGCGGCGCAGGUCGCUCUUCGGGGGGGUCAAGUCCCAAGAAACAGCUCGGGAGCAGCCCGGGGGGGAGGCAAGCAGCUUGGAGCGGAUGGCGCUGGGUGCGCCCCAAGGGACGGCGGAGGCAGGAGGAGACAUCCAGGGGUGCCAGCAGGAGGGGAGCAUCCCUCCAGGGACCCCCUGCACCCCCGCUGAGCCCCCCCCGGGGCCAGGCCAGGAGGGAGACCUUCCUGAAAUGCAAGAACCCCGACUUGGACCUGAGGCUGAGGAGGGAAGCCAACACACCGAUACAGCGCCCGUGGAUGAAACGCCUACGGAGGGACAGCUCGCAGCGCCGCUGAGCCCUGUUUCACCCCCCAAAACUGAUGAGAAAAAGGAAUCAAGCGAUGCUGCUGCUCGUAGCUCUCCGGUCCUGCCCAGGCCCCCAGGUGGAGCUGAUGGGGACCAGUGCGGAGGCUCGGCCGCGGGGGUGCUGGGUGAGGACCCAGGAGGACGGAGGACGAAGCAGCGCCUGGGCUGUGCUGGCGCCCACGCCGAGCAGCAACCGUGGGGCGGCUCCCAGCUGGUGGCAGCCCUGGACCUGUGGCCCUUGUGGACCAAAGCCCAGAGCUUCAAGAGGCUCGCAGAGCAUCAGUGUUGGGUCACGGCGCCCUUGCGAGGUCUGAAAGUUGAGGCUGGCUCCAUUGGGGCUGGAGGUGGCCCUGGGAAGGACGGGGACGGAGCAGAGAGGGCACCCACGGGACCUGGAGGUGAUGGGGAGCCUGAGGACACCAAUCCAGAGGGGGAAAGGGUGCUGCAGGAGGGGGCAUCACUGGUGCCCCGUGCGAUGGAGGAGGAAGCUGUGGGGUCAGAAGUGCUCGAGGGGGGGCAGGAGCCCCCGACCGGAUGGGGAGAGGAUGGAGAGAGGAACGAGGGGGAGAAAAACUCAGCCGACUGCGAGCCCAUUGCUGGCUCCUCAGCCCUGGUUAGGCAGGAGGUGGGAAGGGAGGAGGAAAAAGCCACCAACAAUGAUGAAACUCUGGUGGAAACUUCUCCCAGUGAAGCCCCGGUGCCGGCAGAAGCCCAAAUGGAAGAUGGCGUUGGGGAAGGGCGUUUGGCUGGAGACCCCAACGCAGCGGGGGAUGCAGCCAGCCUGGCCGAGCCGAUGCCGGUGGGAGAGGAGCUGGAAGCAGCCCCUGCAAGAGGGGGACCUGUCGGUGAGGGAGCCCAGAGUGCAGCAGGGGAUUCAUCCAGUGUGGAGAUCCCGGGGGCGCUUAAAGAAGCGGAAGAGAAAGCAGAGAACAGUCCCAGAGACAACAUGCCAGGGGAUGCUAAUGGGAAUGGCUGGAGGGGACACGAUGGGGACGACGGAGAGCUCGGAGAUGGGGCACAGCUCGCUCCAGCUCCUGGAGGGCCUUUGAGGGAUGGACCCGAAGAGGAGCCACAGGAUCCCCCCUCGCUGCGAAGGACGGUGAGGAAAACCCGCAGGUUCGUGGUGGACGGCGAGGAGGUGAGCGUGACGACCGCCAGGACGGCCAGCAGGGCUGGGCCGAGGGACGAGAAGACGCGCUCGGCUCGGCGCCAGGAGCUCCGCGAGCUGCGGGUGCUGCAGAAGGAGGAGCAGCGGGCGCAGAGCCAGCUGGAGCAGAGGUUCCACCAGCAGCGGGAGCAGAUGUUCCGCCACAUCGAGCAGGAGAUGACGAGCAAGAAGGAGUACUACGACCGGGAGGUGGGGAGCUGGGAGCGGCGCCACCGGCAGCUGAAGGAGUGCCAGGAGCUCAAGUACACGGCCAGGCUGCGCGACGAGGCCAAGCGCCUCAAGGCCCUCCAGGAGAAGGACUGCAGGAGGAGGCUGCAGGAGCUGAAGGGCGAUGGGAAGGAGGAGCAGCGGUUCCUGCAGCAGCAGCAGCAGGAGCUCAACGCGGCGCUGCAGAGGGUGGUCCAGGAGCACAAGAAGAAGAUGACGUCCAUCGACUGGGAGUGCAUCAGCAAGAUCCACAGCCUCCGACGAGCCCGCGAGGCGGUGGUGUGGAGCAUGGAGCAGGGGCACCUGCAGGAGAAGUACCAGCUCUUCAGGCAGCAGGUGAUGGAGCAGCACGCGCUGCAGCGGCAGCAGCUCCGCAGGCGCCACGAGAAGGACACGGAGCGGGCGCACCGCUUCCACCAGCUCUCGCUGGAGGAGCUGAGGAGCCAGCAGGCCCAGGAGCGGGCCCAGCUGCUGAAAAGCCAGCGCUGCGAAGCCAAAACGCGCCUGGCCCUCUUCAAGGGCAACCUGAAGAGCCAGGUCAACGGGGCCGAGCAGAGAGAGCUGGCCAAGCAGUUCCUGCAGCAGGAGGAGAGGCGGCAGCAGGCGGAGGUGCGGCAGCAGCAGGAGCAGCAGGCGCAGGAGCUGCAGCAGCUGCAGCGGCAGCAGGCCGAGAGCUUGGUGGAGCUGGAGCAGAUGCAGAGGGAGAAGAUGCAGCUGCUGGAGGACCAGGAGAGGAGGCAGUUGGGGCGGCUGGACGAGGAGCACGCCAUGGAGCUCAGCGAGUGGAAGCAGCGGUUGGCUGCCCGCAAGGAGAUGCUGGAGGAGGAGCUGGGGAACGCGCUGCCAGCGCAGCGGCACAGAGAGCUGCACGGCACCCACGGCGGCAGCAGGACCAGCCGCUUCUUCCACCUCCCCUCCUGA
Messenger RNA from Cygnus atratus (black swan), 3849 nucleotides. RefSeq names its product serine/threonine-protein kinase 10-like. The record is from RefSeq and is a predicted model, not a curated record. The transcript is spliced from 18 exons. Gene Ontology annotation, molecular function: ATP binding; protein serine/threonine kinase activity. NCBI's taxonomy places the organism in Eukaryota, Metazoa, Chordata, Aves, Anseriformes, Anatidae. Gene Ontology annotation, biological process: protein phosphorylation. The coding region runs from base 1 to 3849 and encodes 1282 amino acids.